AUGUCGAAAAGAAGGUUAGGAAGGUUGGCAAAGAUGACGGAAGAUCAGAAAAUUCUUUACUUGGAGAAGCAGAGGUUGGCUGAGGAGGAAAUGAGACGAGAUAAAGAGGAAUUAUUGGCUCAAUAUUUGAAAAACAAAAUGGCAAAAGAGGAAAAAAUGAGCCAAGAAAAUUGGUACAAGUUAAAUCAACAAUGGCGUGAAAUUCUACGAGGAACAAAGAGUAAAGAACUGAAAAAGGAAAUUGAAAUCUUAAGCCAGGUUUUUGAAAGGGCGGUUGACAUUAAGAGCAGUGCUUUGCAGACUGUCCUCAAGGAUUUGGCCGAAGCUGAAGAGCAAUUUCUAAUGGCGAAACGAAGUCAUAUGCACAAUGUGGAUAAGUUGCUUGACUUCCAGAGAAGGCACAUGAACCAGAUGGACACGGAUUACAAGGACCAGGUGGAGUCCUUGAAACAAGAGUUUGAGUCAGAAAAAGCACUCCUAACCGAACAACAUAGGCAAAAAGUGAUAAGAUUAGAAGGGUUGAUAUUUGCAAUGGAGGAUAACUUUUUUGAGAAAGAAGAGGAAGAGAAAGCUGAAUUUCAAAGCAACAUGGAUGAACUAAAAAAUAGGAACUUGGAAGACAUCCACUCGUUGAGAUUGAGGCAGGAGCUUCUACUGGAAAGCCUCUGGAAUAAGUUCCUAGCGGCCUGCAAGUACUACCAUGACGCUACUGAGGACCGGAAGAAAAGUUUCGAUGAAUUGAAGGAAAAGGAUGACAAAAAUGCUGGCGAGAUGGAAGCGCAGGCCAAAAAAAUUGAAAAUCUACAGGUUAAGAACUGCACCACCAUCAUCAUAAUCAUCACCGUCAAAAUUUUUUCCGCGAAAAAAAAACCUAAACAGGAAAAGGAAAUGUUGGCGAGUAGUCUGUACUGCCUGAAGAAGGCACUGGUCGAGACACAGAUGAUCGAGAAGGACAGGUUGGCCAAGUUGGUGGUAGUGGUCAGCGAAGUCCAGAAGAGGAUGAAGAGGACUAUAGAACAGGGUGAACAUCUUUUGAAGGCCGCCGAAAGGUGCAGGAGGUUGGAGAGUGAGGGUGAGAAAAUUCUUCCCUUCUACCAAUCGACCCUGGACGAUUCUGACCUGAAUAGAAUUGAAGAGAUCAUGAAGGAAGAGGCAGAAGAGAGAUUGACGAAACUGAUGCACUCCUACACAAACCUCGACAACUUCUGGAAGCGUUUCAACAAAGUAGCAGUUGAAAAGUCAGCGCUAGAAAAAGAAAUCGGCCAUUUGACGGAAAUUAACCAAGCCCUUAAAAGGCACAUAAAAUGCGAAAUAAAGGAACAUUUUUCCACCCCUGACCUCAAACAGCUGAUGAAAAACAUGGAGGGUGGAGGUCAAGAGGGUAAAGAAAAAUCUGUGGACUGUGGGCUACCAGAGUUGAAAAUAGUUGCUAAGACAAUUGAAGAUACGUGA
This is a messenger RNA of Helobdella robusta, 1452 nucleotides long. RefSeq lists its product as hypothetical. Gene Ontology annotation, biological process: axonemal dynein complex assembly; regulation of cilium movement; cilium-dependent cell motility. The coding region runs from base 1 to 1452 and encodes 483 amino acids. Gene Ontology annotation, cellular component: axoneme; axonemal dynein complex. The record is from RefSeq and is a predicted model, not a curated record. The transcript is spliced from 8 exons. NCBI's taxonomy places the organism in Eukaryota, Metazoa, Annelida, Clitellata, Rhynchobdellida, Glossiphoniidae.